AUGGGUCGAUCAUGGCGUCGACUAUUGUGUAUCGGUGCAUAUAGAUAUGUGAUUGUUGCUGAUUUCGUUCAGCGCGGAUUCAAUUAAAUCACUUGUGUACCUUUCAAAAAGACGUGCGUGCAAGAUUUCACAAAUGCUGAAACAAUUGCAAAUGGGCCUUCGCGCGUUUUUACUCCUAGCGUCAAGAGUAUGGACCUGUAUUUGUUUCUUAUUGAAGAAACAGGUUAGAGCAGUAUCUCAAUACACGUUGGUUAUCACCAGUGAACCAGUGCCAGCAAAUAUAUUAUCAGUCCCCACAAUACGGAAACAGGUUGUACAACAUCAACCAGUCAAGUAUGAAAUUUUCCCGCUAUCACCUUUAUCCAGGCACAGGCUCAGUAUUGUAAAACGUAAAGUACUAGUAUUAGAUCUUGAUGAGACAUUGAUUCAUUCACACCAUGAUGGUGUGGUUAGACAAACAGUGAAACCUGGUACUCCACCAGAUUUUGUGCUUAAAGUUACAAUAGACAGACAUCCAGUGCGAUUUUUUGUCCAUAAGCGACCACAUGUGGACUUCUUUCUGGAUAUUGUAUCACAGUGGUAUGAGUUGGUUGUAUUCACUGCCAGCAUGGAAAUAUAUGGAGCAGCAGUGGCAGAUAAAUUAGAUAAUAAUCGUGGCAUUCUACAGCGACGAUUUUACAGGCAGCAUUGCACACCUGAUUUGGGCAGCUACACAAAGGAUCUCUCUGCAAUAUGUGGUGACCUCUCCAGUGUUUUUAUCCUGGACAAUUCUCCAGGAGCAUACAGGGCAUACCCAGAUAAUGCAAUUCCAAUUAAAUCGUGGUUCUGUGAUCCAAUGGAUACAGCUUUGCUGAACCUAUUGCCAGUACUGGAUGCAUUACGUUUCACCCAGGAUGUUCGAAGUGUGCUUAGUAGGAACUUGCAUCUUCACCGCCUAUGGUAACACUUGGGUGCUCCUGAGGGUCCUGUUUAGUUGCUCAUUUUAGGUCCACUUCCCUCACCUGACUACAUGGAAUAUGAUGUUACUUUGUGAUGUGAGACAUUGGAAGUUUGUUUACCAAUGUUCCAAAAUAUACAUUGUAUGAGUGGUGAUUACUGAAGCCGUUGUUGAAUUUCAUUGUGGUGAAAUAUGACUUUUAUCGACUAAAAGUGCAGUAAAAUACUUUUUAUAUUGAAAAUUUGUUUUACAUGUCAGAAUGUUAAUGUAAAAAAUCCUAUCUACAUUACAAGUAGUGAGAGAGUUUUCUCUCUCUCUCUCUGUCUCGUUUCUUCAAUUACGAUGCCAUCAAUGGACUUGUGUUUAAUGUCACAAAAGAACUUACCUGCUGUGAUGCAUCUUCAGUGUCUAUCUGGCAGUGAUAUUGCCAGCAACACAAUGUGGAUAAUGUUUUAUUGUAGAUGAAAAUGACUUGUUAGCGUGCACAUAGACAGGGAUUUCUGUGUGAGUGAGUUAUUUUCAGAUAAAGGCCUCGGUAAGUUGAGAAUUGAGUUGAUUACUUAAUUUGAAAGUCUGACUGUGUGUACUUAUGUGCAUCAACAUUGUAAUACCACUUAAACAUUUUUAUCUGAUUGAACAGUGUAUAUCGAACCAGUGAUUUAUUGUAUAUGAAACCAGUGAUUUACCACAACUGAUAUUUCUGGCCCCCAUCUGUUGUAUUACAGCUUCAUAUUUGAUAUAUACCCCUCACUCUUUCUAGGUUAAGGUUGUGUUGACUGUUACUGUGGCCCAAGUAAAGAGAAAAUGGAUUUAUGUUUAUAUUGAUGUUAAUAUGCACCAAAAAUGUCAUUGUAUCUUUUUGCCAGUGAAUUUUGUGUAAAUGCAAAAGAGAAAGAAAGUAAACUAAUUAUAUUUUGUGUUCACAUGAGCUUAAUAACUGGCUCCAUUUGCUUUUGCUUCAGUUUGCAGUUGAAUGUGUGUGUAUUUAGAAUCAUUACUUGGUAGCUUUGAAUGUGAAGUUUUAUUCUAAUUUUUAUUUUCCUUUAAUGGCAUUUUUGUUGUGUUAUUUCUUCAGUAGGCAGUUAUAUAAAAAAAAUCUAGAGCAUUCUAAGUAAUAUUAUGUGGGUGUAAACAAAAGCAGCCUUGACAUAUAAAAUGGGAAACAGUAGAAAUGUAUGUGGGGUCAUUUCAAAAUUUCCAGGCAGUAAGUGAGACAUGUUGUGAACAGAGUAUUUCCUUUUAAUCUGUUGACAAGACAGUGUACUAGGAGACAAGCCUUUUCCUCAAGCAGUUUUUGUAGUUUCAGAAUAAAGAACAUGUUGUUUGUCAUCUA
Molecule: messenger RNA, 2270 nt
Organism: Schistocerca nitens (vagrant locust)
Lineage: Eukaryota; Metazoa; Arthropoda; Insecta; Orthoptera; Acrididae
Gene: Dd
Product: CTD nuclear envelope phosphatase 1 homolog
Exons: 7
Coding region: 134-943 (269 amino acids)
Molecular function (GO): protein serine/threonine phosphatase activity
Source: RefSeq, a predicted model, not a curated record